GGCUGAGGGAUCAGUCAGUUUGGAGCAGAAGAGGAGAAGGGAGACACUGGGAGAAGUGCACAGCAGAACGAAGCUGAAAGACAAAUUAUUUUCCAAGGAAUCUUUCAAACUUCAAGAAACUGGAAACAUAAAAUUAGACGAGGUCUGGACAAUUCUGAGAAUCUUUCCUUUGCUCUGGUUACUAUUCAGUCCCGGGAAUCACAGAGACCAAAACUCAGGGAAAAGAAAGAAAAACGUUUUGCCUUUAAACCUUCCAGUUUCUUGGAUUUCAGUAGGUGGAGAUUUUUCUACUUUAACUUUUUGUUAUUAUUUCAUAAGUUCUCCCCUGAGCUCUGAUCCUUUUUUUUAUUCUUUAAAAGACCCAUUUCUGUUUUGUUUUUUUUAAUUUAAUUUGGGAAUUGGACUUUUUUGGAACCAUGACUUUCUCCAUGAAGCCGGUGCCUCCUGUGAAGGUGUCGUGGAUGUUUGUUUUUGCUGUUGCCUCGGUACACGUGGUAGUUGCUCUCGGAGACAGUUCUCAAGCCGGCUACAAGGAGGAAAUUGUGUUUCCGGAAAGACUCAACUCGAGCUUCCGUCAGGAGCAACUACUCUGGCCAGGGAAUGAGGUGCCCUCUGAGAACCACCUGGUUUUCCAAUUCCGGGCAUUUGGAGAAGAAUUGAUUUUGAAUAUGGAGAGGGACCCCAGUUUUCUCUCCGAAGACCUGACAGUGCAAUACUUGGGCAAAAACAGACAAUCCGAUGCCAAUGGCCUUUCCGAAAACGGCAGCUAUUUCACAGGAUCUGUCAAUUCCGACCCAGAAUCUAUCGCCGCUAUCAACUACAAUGAAGCCUCUCUAGUGGGAGUUCUACAGUAUCGGGGUGCUGAAUUUCACAUCCAACCCUUGGAAGGUGGAGGACUCAACAGCGUUGAAGGAAUUGGGGCACAUGUCAUCCGCAAGAAAGUUCCAAAUAGGUCCAAAGGGCCCAUGUGCAAUGUAGGACCUCAAGCUGCGACAACAGUUUCCAAUCUUGAACCCAAAGAUAACACUGUAAAGGCCAGAGCUGCCUCAACUAGAUCCAAGAGAUUCGCAUCUGUCCCUCGCUAUGUGGAGACGCUGGUUGUAGCAGAUGAGACCAUGGCAGACUUCCACGGCGCCGACCUCAAGCGAUAUCUGCUCACCGUCAUGGCAGCCUCAGCCAAAUUCUUCCGCCACCCUAGCCUGAAGAAUCCGGUUAAUGUGGUGGUGACUCGGCUUGUUGUGAUUGGAAAGGCGGACAAGUCCCAGAAGUAUGGCGGCCUUAAGAUGACCACCAAUGCUGCUGAGAUGCUGAGAAACUUCUGCGAGUGGCAGAAAGGACUGAACAAGCCAAAUGACUCUGAUUCUGAGCAUUUUGAUACGGCGAUACUCUUCACCAGGCAGAACCUUUGUGGUGUAUCCACGUGUGACACUCUGGGCAUGGCUGAUGUUGGCACUGUGUGCGACCCUUCCCGAAGCUGUUCCAUAGUUGAAGACGAUGGUUUGCAGUCGGCUUUUACAGCUGCGCACGAGCUCGGCCACGUCUUUAACAUGCUCCAUGAUAAUUCCAAGCCCUGUGUGGAACUGAACCGCCCCAGCAACAUGAAGCACAUGAUGGCUCCGGUGAUGUCCUUUGUUGACCCAGAAGAACUGUGGUCUCCCUGCAGUGCCAAGUUCAUUACAGACUUCUUAGAUAAUGGAAAUGGUCACUGCCUUUUGGAUAAGCCUCGUACUCCUCUCCGAUUACCAGUGCCUUUCCCGGGCAACGACUAUGACGCUGAUCGCCAGUGCCAACUGACUUUUGGCCCAGACUCUCGUCAUUGCCCAAACCUCCACAUACCUUGCUCUUCUCUCUGGUGCACGGGCAAAAUCGAUGGGCACUUCAUGUGCCAAACCAAACACUUCCCCUGGGCUGAUGGCACCAGCUGUGGUGUGGGCAAGACCUGCAUGAGUGGCCGAUGCAUCAGCAAAGUGGAGAUGAAAGCCUUCAACACACCGGUUAAUGGUGGUUGGGGUCCCUGGGGAUCAUAUGGAGAAUGUUCGAGGACGUGCGGAGGUGGUGUGCAGUUCUCCCACCGUGAAUGCAACAAACCAGUUCCACGCAAUGGUGGAAAGUACUGUGAGGGCAAAAGGACCCAGUAUCGCUCCUGUAACACCCAGAUAUGCGCUGUGGGCAAUGCUCUGACCUACAGAGAACAGCAGUGUGCUGCAUUCAACCACAGGACAGAUAUGUUCAAGACCUUCCCAUCGCCUAUAGACUGGGUGCCAAGAUAUAACGGCAUUGUGGAGAAGGACCGAUGUAAACUUUUCUGCCAGUCUCGUCCUCUGGGAUUCUACUAUAUGUUGGAGCCAAGGGUGGCAGACGGGACACCAUGCUCCCCUGACUCAACCUCCGUGUGUGUUCAAGGGCGAUGUGUCCAUGCAGGGUGUGACCGAAUAAUUGGGUCCAAGAAGAAAUUUGACAAGUGCAUGGUGUGCGGAGGGAACGGAUCUACCUGUACCAAGACCUACGGAUCCUUCACAAAGCCCAGAUACGGCUACAACAAUGUGGUUACAAUUCCAGCUGGUGCCACCAAUAUUCUGAUACGUCAAAACAGUGGUUCAUCUUCCACCACCGAUGGAGUCUACCUGGCACUGAAGAGGCAAGAUGGCUCCUAUGCCCUUAACGGCAAUUACAUCUUGGUGCCCUCAGAACUGGACAUCAGUGUCGGGGGAGGUGCAUCCGUCAAGUACAGCGGAGCUACAAAGGCAGUGGAGACCAUUGUUGCCCGUGGUCCUCUGAAAGAGCCGUUGACCCUUCAAGCUUUAGUGGUCAAUGACCAGCGAGUGCCGCGCCUCAAAUACACAUUUUUUGUUCCCAAGCCCACGGUUCGUUCUAGCCCACCAAAAAAGACCACAGUCUUUGAAACGUUGAAACGAAGAGCCGAGAUCAUGGAAAUUCUUAGGAGGACAAGGAACAACCACAAAUAAUGAAAACAAUGAGUAGACUGUCUUCAUUCACCAAGGCUAAGCCACACAAGUUCUCAGUAUUUUAGUGAAGGGAAAGAAAUGUUUGGGAGACAAUGGACCUUCAAACAGGCCUAUCAGACAGCACUGUGCUAAGCUGAUUAAAGGAAAGCAAGGCUGGCAGAUAUAUUAGAUGGUUUUAAGAAAGGGUUGGUGAAUUUUUAGCAAGUGAGAAAAAACAAGGUUACUGCGUUCUCUUAAAGGAUCACCACUAUUUUGGGUACCAACGGGAUAGUUGACUCCAGGUCCACCAUGCACAAACGACAAACCUUUGUAACCAAAGACAAAGAAGAUAAUGAAAGACACUUUGGUUGGUGGAACAUAAACUAUAAGCAGGGAUAUUCUUUGGCAUAACCUAGAAGAAGUUCCAUGGAUGAGAACUAGACAUAUUUGUCGUUGCUGAGUCGAAGAAAAAAAAAGCCGCAGAUGUUGGCAGGUCCACCGCUCGUGGCUUCUCUCCAGACUUCUUUCCACAUUAACUCUUGUUCUGUUCCCUCAGCAUUUUACUUCUGCUGGGCAAUUCAUGUCAAGAGCACUAUAGGGGGGUGCAUAUUAGAAGGUCUUGUCCAGUAGGAUGUAGAGCUUCUUCUACCACUAUGGGAUGGGGGGGAGGUCUUCUUCAGUAGGACACUGAGCUUUUUCUACCACUAUGGGAUGGGAGAAGGUCUUCUCCAGUAGGAUGCUGAGUUUAUUCUACCACCACUUUAUUCUACCACUAUGGGAUGGGGAGAAGGUCUUCUCCAAUAGAAUGCUGAGCUUCUUCUACCAGAUGGGACUAUGUCAGUGUCUCUCAGUUACGACUCCAAGAAGCUGCACCCCCAGCAGCAAGCUACGUUGGACACAUCUCCUUGGACUGAAAGUAGGGUCUGGAAACCCUAACUUAUUAAUACGCCUUAUUUAAUAUAAACAUACAGUACAAAGACAUAGAACAAUGAACUCAACGGGGAACAGCCUGAAAUGGCUGGCAGAUGUCCUCCUUGGCACCUCAUAUUUCUGCACAUGGUGUUAGCCAAAGAGGAAUGUUAGCUUGGUUAUUAUAAGUAUCUCCCACGCAAAACAGAAAUUAAUUUGGGCUUUCAGAGGUUAGAAUUAAUGGAUCUGCUGGCCCCAUUACAGGGUCUACAGCAAUGUUAAACCAGACCAGAACUGGCUGUGUGUGUUCCUGGGGCUCUGCCCAAGAACAAGUUGCUGCUGUGAUAUAAUAGGGACUCGUUAGAGCCGUCGCCUCGUUAUGAGGAAACAAAGGUGCUAUCAUGACGAUCCCUAGAGGUCUAAGCCAUGGUCUCGUUGAAGAGAUACCACAGAUAGUCCUGUUACAGGAAUGCCCUGGAGGUGGCACUGACUCACUACUGGCUGCAAUACGGCCUACGGGGUAAAUAUCAUAACAGGCACAAAGUUAGUUGCAACAAAGUAACAGCUUUCACUGAUCUGUUUCAAAUCAAGAACACUGGCACCCGUUAUUACUUUACCUCCGUUUCCAAAUACGGCAACGACACAACCCCACGAAAUAACCCACAGUGUUGACCCCCUUAUCAUUGUGUACAACCUCCCAUUCCUUUUAUUAUUUGCGGUUGCCUAUUUAUUAACUAUUUAUGAAUGCGUAGAUUGGUUGGACAUGUCUCAAGGCGGCAAAACCGCUCGGUGUGGGAUGAUGUCAUAACGUGGUUCUUGCGCAAUGAUGUCACAAAAAUAAUUGCGCAUCAUUCAAACUAAUAGACGAGGUGCUGUUACUCCUGCUCUCCACUAGGGGUGCAGCUAUUGGUUUGCAGGGCUCUUGUCUUCCACCAAUUACAAUGCUACUCUAUAAGGUACACUAUGUACUGGGAUUGUACCCCAUGGUAAGACGUUGGGUAUGGAGAACAGGUGGUGCAGUAGCAUCGUGCCCCAGAUCAUGUCAUUAUGGGAUGUAUCAUAUGAAUAAUGCACAGAAUGCAGGGGCUGGACAUAAAACCAGGCCCUUCAGAUGUUGCCCUUUUUUACUAUAAUGUAAAUGCUGGGGGCCAUGUUACCCUAAUACCGGCCCUUGUGGGGCGCAGGACCUGGUAGCCACCCCAGAGGCCCCCAGCCUUGAUACAGACACCCCCAGAAUAUGCAGAGGUCACAAAUAAAUCCCUGUGUUGGUUUUGAUGCUAGUUUUGUUUUAAUAAUUAUUUUUUGUAUUGUAAAGAAGCAACAUGCACAAGAUUAUUUAAAUAUAUUUAUAUGGAACGACUCCCGUGUUUGUAUUUCUUCUGUCAUGGGCCCGCCCUGUCUGAGCCGUCCAAUCAGCUCCUGGGGUACUGGCAAAUAUGUGGGAUAAGAGGGUGCAUUGGCCCAUUCACAAGAUAUUGGAGAAAAACUCGGGGUACAGAGGGAAACAGCCCAAAUACUGGGUACAUGAGGGAUGAUGCCAAUACUCGGGGUACAGAGGGAACCAGCCCAAAUACUGGGUACAUGAGGGAUGAUGCCAAUACUCGGGGUACAGAGGGAAACAGCCCAAAUACCGGGUACAUGAGGGAUGAUGCCAAUACUCGGGGUACAGAGGGAAACAGCCCAAAUACUGGGUACAUGAGGGAUGAUGCCAAUACUCGGGGUACAGAGGGAAACAGCCCAAAUACUGGGUACAUGAGGGAUGAUGCCAAUACUCGGGGUGAGUCAGUAAAUAAAGUACAGGGGUGCAUACAAAAAAGGUAAAGGGGCUGCAGUGGUACGGAGGGGACUAAAUUUGGGGUUCAGGUGCAGCAAGGCAAUAUGUCAGGUACAGGUGAAGGAAUGUAUUUAUACAUUGGGGGGGGGGAGAAUCAGAUCCAUAGUGUUAUCUCUGUGCUGAACACAAGCCCCCAAUGCCCCAGUCACACACACAGUUAAUUGGGGCGAGAGCCUUCCCUGUGCCUCGGGGGGGGGGGAGUACAACACGCUCUGUACUGAGAUAAAUCUGUUCCUUUACAGCCGUUCCAGCGAUAUUGAUGUAAAUGUGUUGGGAGAGUCUCGCCAAAAAGCUUCAUGAAAAAUAGACCCCAUUUUAUUAUCCAAAUUGAACAGAA
Xenopus laevis (African clawed frog) is the source of this 6025-nucleotide messenger RNA. It is a transcript of the gene adamts4.L, whose product is annotated as ADAM metallopeptidase with thrombospondin type 1 motif 4 L homeolog. The record is from RefSeq and is a predicted model, not a curated record. Gene Ontology annotation, molecular function: metalloendopeptidase activity; metallopeptidase activity. Gene Ontology annotation, cellular component: extracellular matrix. The coding region runs from base 417 to 2966 and encodes 849 amino acids. Gene Ontology annotation, biological process: proteolysis; extracellular matrix organization. Lineage: Eukaryota; Metazoa; Chordata; Amphibia; Anura; Pipidae. The transcript has 9 exons.